AUGGCUUCUACCAACAUCCUUCGAAGACUCGCUCUGAAGGCCUCGCCUGUGCCUUCGAGGACCUUCCACAGCUCGGCCCGUGCCUGUAUAAAAGUUGGCGACUCGAUUCCUACGGUUGAUGGACUAGUAGAGUCUUCGCCAGGGAACAAGGUGAACCUGAGUGAGGAGAUUAAGAAGGGAAAAUCUCUCAUCAUUGGAGUCCCAGCAGCUUUCAGCCCGUCUUGUAGCGAGUCUCAUAUCCCCGGCUACAUCAACCACCAGAAACUCAAGUCUGCUGGUAGUGUUUUUGUUGUCGCUGUCAACGAUCCGUUUGUAACAAAAGCAUGGGGUGCGACUCUUGACCCAACCGGUAGUUCUGGUAUUCGUUUCCUGGGUGAUCCAACUGCCAAAUUCACAGAGGCACUUGAUCUGACAUUCGAUGGGACUGCUAUCUUCGGUGGGCCAAGAAGCAAGAGAUACGCACUCGAGGUCUCUGAUGGAAAGGUUGUUAAGAUCCAUGUCGAACCUGACAAUACUGGUCUUGAUGUGUCCGCUGCCGAGAAAGUCUUAGGCUGA
This is a messenger RNA of Glarea lozoyensis ATCC 20868, 555 nucleotides long. Its product is annotated as Thioredoxin-like protein. The record is from RefSeq and is a predicted model, not a curated record. Gene Ontology annotation, molecular function: thioredoxin peroxidase activity. NCBI's taxonomy places the organism in Eukaryota, Fungi, Ascomycota, Leotiomycetes, Helotiales, Helotiaceae. The coding region runs from base 1 to 555 and encodes 184 amino acids. Gene Ontology annotation, cellular component: peroxisome; cytosol; cytoplasm. Gene Ontology annotation, biological process: cellular response to oxidative stress; cell redox homeostasis; hydrogen peroxide catabolic process. The transcript is spliced from 5 exons.